AUGCUAGCAGAAAAUCAGACGGGUAACCGUAUAAAAGCCAUACGAAGCGACAACGGUCGUGAGUACCUGAGCGAUGUAUUUGAACAGUUCUUAUCGAGUCAUGGAAUAAAAAGACAACUCACUGUUCCCCACACUCCACAACAAAAUAGUGUGGCGGAGCGCGCCAAUAGAACCUUGGUGGAGAUGGCGCGAAGCAUGAUAGUGCAUGCUGGAGUUGGCGAAUCUUUUUGGGGCGAGGCGAUAAUGACGGCUGCCUAUUUACGGAACAGAGCAGAAACUGCAACUUUGCCUGACAAUACUCCAUACGAGGUUUGGUAUGGGAAAAAGCCGAGCGUAUCUCAUCUUAAAGUAUUUGGUAUGAAAGCUAUUGUAUUAGAUAAAACUCAUAAGAACAAGUUUUCAGCGAAAGGCAAGCAGCAUAUUUUGGUACUCCGUUACUCCGAGACUGCCAAGGCUUAUCGUCUUUACAACCCUGUCAAGAGGACCGUAGUAGUAUCCCGAGAUGUCGUGUUUUUGGAGCACAAGUUCAUGAAAGAGUUGGAGCACGGUCGAGAAUCAUCAUGUGAGUCAGAUGUGGUAAUCUUUCAGCCAAGUGAAAAACUUGAUUGCGUGCAUAAUGAUGAAAUCCAAGAAAAUUCUGAGGAGCAGCCAAUUCCAAUUAUUGAUGAGCAAAGUGGUGACGAAGAAAAUUCUGUGGAGCAGCAAAUUCCAAUUGUUGAUGAGCAAAGUGGUGACGAAGAAAAUGCUGAGGAGGAGCAUCCAUAUACCCGAAGAGGCCCAGGGAGACCAAAGAUUGUUCGCACUGAGAGAGUUAUCGGUUGUAAAUGGGUUUUUACCACCAAACGAGAUGAGAGUGGCAAAGUUCAGCGUUUCAAGGCAAGAUUGGUCGCAAAAGGGUGUGGUCAACAAUAUGGAAUUAACUACAAGGAAACCUUUUCCCCGGUUGCACGUUAUUCCUCAAUCAGACUGGUGAUUGCGUUGGCGGUGGAGCACGAGAUGCACUUGCACCAGAUGGAUGUCUCUGCAAAACACCUCAAUAGUGAGCUACAAGAUGACGUUUAUAUGCGACAACCUGAAGGUUUUGUCGAUGCUGAUCAUCCAAGCGUGUACUCAAGCUACAUACGGCUUGAAACAGAGUGGGCAAAAGACGACGUGGCCCACAUAAAGCAGCUCAUAUCAAACGAAUUUGAUGUGGUCGUCGGCGGUGAACUCCAUCAUUUUUUGGGAAUGGAAAUCGAGCGAGAUGGCAAGACUGGCAAUGUCUCCAUAGGCCACAAGCAGUACAUCGAAGGCUUGUUGCAUGAAUAUGGUAUGCAGGACUGCAAGCCGAACGCGACUCCUCUAGAAGUUGGGUUCCAGACGAAGUGCGAUAGCGAUGAUUGCGGUCAGGUGGACAAGACACGCUAUCAGUCACUCAUUGCAAAACUGGUGUUCCUAUCCACUGUUUUGUUGAUGUGGACUGUGCUGGCGAUUAACGAUCGGAAGUCGUUCACCGGUUGGUCAUUCCUUAUUGCUGGAGCGGCGGUGUCAUGGGAAUCAAAGAAGCAAAAUCUGGUUGCCCUCAGUAGCACGGAGGCCGAGUACGUAGCACUUUCUACAGCAGCCAAAGAAGCGAUAUACAUCAGAAAGCUGAUCAACGAGAUGGGAUUCGGGCCGAUGGCGAAGCUGCUAAUUUAUAGUGACAACCAGAGCGCACAAUGUCUUGCUAAAGAUGCCAAAUUUCAUUCACGUAGCAAGCAUAUUGAAGUGAUGACAGCUGCAGCUGUACCAUCAACACUGGUGAAAUGUCUGUAUCUUUUCUUCGAUUUACCCGUUGUGGAUGACGGACCACUUGAGAAUGGAGCCGCAAUUAGUGAUUUCAAUGCACAGGAACGUCGUACAUUGCUGCAAAAGGUUUUUGUUCAAUUGCUGGUCAAAUUGUGCUCCUAUCCCUAUCCCGCCGAUGAGUUAGCCCGCAUGGAUGAUUUAACGUUAUUAUUCUCAGCCAUAACGUCACCAUGUCCCAUACAUAAUAUUGUAUGGCGUAAGAAUGCAGCUGAAAUCUUAACAACUAUAUCAAGACAUGGUUUAACCGAUCCCGUUGUUAGUUAUAUACAUUCCAAGGGCUGCAUGGCUCUGUGUGUGGACAAUAUGCAACGUUUGACUUUUGGCAAUCCCCUGGAAAUUGUUGAGAUGUUUGUCACUGUAUUUUGUUUUCUCAAAGAUUCUAGUCAAGUAUCACAGAUACUAAUGGAUGAUUUUCGCGCCUGA
Molecule: messenger RNA, 2250 nt
Organism: Drosophila willistoni
Lineage: Eukaryota; Metazoa; Arthropoda; Insecta; Diptera; Drosophilidae
Product: retrovirus-related Pol polyprotein from transposon TNT 1-94
Biological process (GO): DNA integration
Molecular function (GO): nucleic acid binding
Source: RefSeq, a predicted model, not a curated record